Molecule: messenger RNA, 5806 nt
Organism: Phyllopteryx taeniolatus (common seadragon)
Lineage: Eukaryota; Metazoa; Chordata; Actinopteri; Syngnathiformes; Syngnathidae
Gene: prkaa2
Product: protein kinase, AMP-activated, alpha 2 catalytic subunit
Exons: 7
Coding region: 2245-3426 (393 amino acids)
Biological process (GO): protein phosphorylation; intracellular signal transduction
Cellular component (GO): cytoplasm
Molecular function (GO): protein serine/threonine kinase activity; ATP binding
Source: RefSeq, a predicted model, not a curated record
UUACCUGAGCGGAAAUCCUUAAAGCUAGCCAAUUUGUCCGAGGUGAAGUUUCUCAGCGAAAGUCAUAUUAAAUGCCGAGUCAUUUUGUGUCACUCGGUGCCACUUUGGUCAAUCAGUAGCCAGCCACCUGUCGCAUGAUACAGCACCUCCUUCCCGAACACAGACAGAAUGGUAGGACGGGGACAGGGACCAAGCCCUGUCGCGAAUAGCGAAAAUCCGCGAGUAACGGAUGCCCACCCUUAAAGGUUAAUUGCCUAUAGAUUCCACAAAAUGACAGCAAAACACUUUUUCUAUUAGACAAGGCUACGGCCUGAGUAAAUGAAGCUAAUCCCCUCAUUUCAAACAGAGCUCCUUGGCCCCAACAAGCCAAAACAUGGCGCAAAAGCAAUAUUUUGAAAUUAUACACGGCUUUAACAUGAGCACCAAAAAGCAAUUAGGAGAGUUUUUCAGCAAAUAACGAAGACUAGGUUCCCCCAAAAGAUCAGCCAAAUUCCCAAAGGUCAAAAUGCGAUUAUGUGUCCACUGAUUUAUAACCACUUGUGUGUCAUUAGGGAUAUCUGGUGUGCUGAAGGAAUUUGUCCAUUGUUAUUGACAAAUGCAAAUCAUGUAUCUUUGUUCUUUUAUCUAUACCAGUGAGGUACAGUGACAGGUAGAACAAUGAACUGUUAUUCCACUAGAUGGCAGAAGAUAACGAUAACAUGUUUAUCCACCUGUUGCCAUUCACGCAACAAACAAAUAGCUUUGUGUUCAACUAGUACAACUUUGUGUCUUCCGACUUACAGUUCAUACAAUUUCCCUGUAUCUGACCACAAAGAGGGUCAAUACGGUUUCCAAAACACUCCUGCCAGCAGUAGGGGUGUGAAGGGUUGCCUAGCAACGGGCAGGUCUCGUAUUAGCUCUGGCAAGACGCCUUGAGGCUCAGUGUCAUCCGAUAGGAAGGGAACUAGGGGUGGGCCGGGGGGUAGACACUCAGGGGGUGUGUUUUGUUGGAGAGCAGAUUGGCAAGCAGUUGGUGGGAGUGUUAAGGACACCGGGGAUGAAAGAUAAAGGAAAGGUCAGCACGUAGCGGGGUGUCUGGUGUCCGAGUAUUAGGGGAAGGCCCUGACAGGCACAGGGAGCGUCAUCUCAUUAGGUGAGCUUUGUUGCUCGGAGCUUAGAGACUUGGCGGGUAAAGCGGGAUAAAGAUAUCAGCGUGCUCUUUCACCGGUCUGUCUCAAAAACAUUGCCUUUUCACAAAGAUUGCAAUGCUUACUUUUAGGGACGUGUUCAUUUACUGUAUGUUAAUCAAAACUUUUGCUACACCAACAGGGACAAUUUCUGGAAAUGUUUUAAUGGUUUGUUUACAAAUAGUUGGGUCUCUGUAUUGCCUGCCCACGCAUGGAAUGUGAAAUUAAACAACCAAGUUAUUUAUCUAUUUCUGAAAAUGUGUCAGUGUUCCCCCGCAUAGUUUCUCCACCCAUGAGAUUAGCAGCUAGGAUGGGUGAAAAUCCAGAGCCACUUUUAAGUGAUGACCAGAGGCUGACCACCGACUACUCUGUCUGAAUUAGCUUUACAUACAUUUCAGAUUGGCCUAUUGACACAGCUGGGAAUGUACAGUAUUUGAAGGCACACCUGGAACACACUGCUUCUUUGUGUAACAUCAUGGAAGUAAAGUCAAAAGAAAUCAGCCAAUAUAUCAGGAAGCGAAUUGUGGACUUGCACAAGUCUGGUUCAUCCUUGGGUGCAAUUUCCAGAUGCCUGAAGGUGCCGCGUUCAUCUGUUCAUAAAUAUUAUAUGCAAGUAUAAACACCAUGGGAAUCUUCAGUGGGUUAAGCCAUCAUAGAGUACCUCUCAGGUCAGAGAUAGUUUCUGUCUGACAAUGACCUGAAGCACACUGCCAAUCUACAGAGUGUAGUGUCUUAAGUGCUACCUCCACAAAUUAAAAUGCUCUUUGUGGGGGUACUUGUUUCCCUCUGUGCUCCGCUUGCUUGUUCGUUCACUCUCCUUGCUCCAUCCCCCGUCGUCAUGGUAAAAACGUCGCUAUUGGCCCAGAAACAUAUGGGACGAGGUGGCCAAUCUCGCUUGCUUGUCUGUCGCCAUACGUUCCACAAUCACAACGAUCAUUUAUUGAUUUUCUGGCGGUAUCACUUACUCAACCUUGUUGUCUUUGUAAAGGCUGACAUUUUUUGAGACAGCUCCUAAAGGUGGUCAGUGAUAUAUGUGCACUAUUGUGUGUGUUUCAUCCGGCUGACAGGUCUGUCGAACAUGAUGUCUGACGGUGAGUUCCUGAGGACGAGCUGUGGUUCGCCCAACUACGCCGCCCCAGAAGUCAUUUCGGGAAGGCUGUACGCAGGCCCGGAGGUGGACAUCUGGAGCUGCGGCGUGAUUCUUUACGCGCUGCUGUGCGGCACGCUGCCCUUCGACGACGAGCACGUGCCCACGCUGUUCAAAAAGAUCCGAGGGGGCGUGUUCUACAUCCCCGAGUACCUGACGCGCUCAGUGGCCUCGCUGCUGAUGCACAUGCUGCAGGUGGACCCUCUGAAGAGAGCCACCAUCAAGGACAUCAGGGAGCACGAGUGGUUCAAACAAGAUCUGCCGGGCUACCUGUUCCCGGAGGACCCGUCGUACGACACCACAGUCUUGGACGAGGAGGCCGUCAAAGAAGUGUGCGAUAAGUUCGAGUGCAACGAGUCCGAGGUGGUCUCCAGCCUCUUCAGCGGUGAUCCUCAGGACCAGCUUGCGGUGGCCUAUCACCUCAUCAUAGACAACCGGCGCAUCAUGACGCAGGCCAGCGAGUUCUACCUGGCCUCCAGUCCGCCGCAAGGCUCCUUCAUCGAGGAGGGCAUGCCGCUGCCGCCGGGGAUCAAGCCGCACCCGGAGCGGAUGCCGCCGCUGCUGGCUGACAGCCCCAAGGCGCGCUGCCCCCUGGACGCCCUCAACACUACCCGACCCAAGCCGCUCGCCGUCAAGAAGGCCAAGUGGCACUUGGGCAUCCGGAGCCAGAGCCGGCCCUACGACAUCAUGGCCGAGGUCUACAGGGCCAUGAAGCACCUGGGUUUUGACUGGAAGGUGGUGAACCCGUACCAUCUGCGAGUGCGCAGGAAAAACCCAGUGACGGGCAACUUAGUGAAAAUGAGCCUGCAGCUCUACCAGGUGGACAACAGGUCCUACCUCCUCGACUUCAAGAGCAUCGACGAUGACAUCAUCGAACCAGCAGGCUUCAAGUCAGGCUCGUCCACCCCUCAGCGGUCCGGCUCGACGGCGGGGCUACACCGGCAGCGCCUCAGCAUCGACUCGGCGAGCCAGGCCGGUGAAAUGCUUCAGCUCAGCUCGUCCCUGCCGGGUUCGCUGUACGGAAGUUCGCCAACGCUCGCCCCGCGCCAGGGCUCACACACCAUGGACUUCUUCGAGAUGUGUGCCAGUCUGAUCACCAGUCUGGCUCGCUGAGAGGAGCUGACGUCAAGAAGGCGUGCGUGACAAAGAAGAAGAAGGAGGAAGACAAUCGGAGUCUUGGCGUCAAAAGCAACCUGAUAUGGGGACAGGACGAAGGGGGAACCAGAAAGUCUUCAAUCGGCAAGAUGGCAAAGGUUAAAAAAACACCCACAACAACUGCUAGAACAUCGCCGCCUACUGUAACGCUUCAUCCUGACACUGAUCAGAGGUCAGUUUGGAGUCUUGAGGGAGCACGUAGAUGAUUCAUUUCUGCAUCUAUAUGGAAAAGACUGUUAUCUAUGUCUACUAUAUUUAUAUCGCAGUCGCACGAUGUUGCUGAACAAACAAAAUCACAUUAUAAAUGAUUAUUAUUAUUAUCAUUAUCAUUAUGAUUACUAUUCAGGCGGCGACUGGGUAGCACUUCUGCCUGUCAGUUCUGAGGACCGGGGUUCAAAUCCCGGCCCCGCCUGUGUGGAGUUUGCAUGUUCUUCCCGUGCCUGCGUGGGUUUUCUGCAGGCACUCCGGUUUUCUCCCGCAUCCCAAAAGCAAGCGUGGUGGGUUGAUUGAAGACUCUAAAUUGUCCGUAGGUGUGAAUGUUUGCGCGAAUGGUUGUUUGUUUGUAUGUGCCCUGUGAUUGGCUGGCGACCGCUUCGGGGUGCGUCCCGCCUCUCGCCUGGAAAUAACGAGCUGGGAUAGGCUCCAGCACGCCCGCGACCCUUGUGAGGAUAAAGCGCUACAGACAAUGGAUGGAUGGAUGGAUAUUAUUAUUCAGAUUGCUAUUUAUUUUUCUGGAGAGAGAUUAUUUUUAGGCAUUGAUUGCAUUAUUUAAAGGCAUUUUAUUCUGACUUGAACAGAGAGCAGACCUCAUAGCACAGCAGGACAGUCGAAUGUUCUGCUCGGAACUGACCAGUGCUGCAUUUAUGACACGGCACAGACGUGACAUCUUGCCUUGCAUUAGUAGCCUAUUAUACUGAACGGCGGAACCUCCGAAGCCCUCCUAAAACCUUUAUUAACAGGACAGGCAAUGUUUUAGUGACAAGUGACAAGUGAGUUAUUUGAACAGUAACUCACACGAGUGUAAAAUCAAAUCAAAUGCUAUUUAGGGAGCACGCUCUCAUCUAAUCAAAUCAAAUCAACAAAUAAGAUAGAUGCUAAUGUUGAGAAACAACAAGGCACGCUUAACUUGAAUGAAAUGUAAAGAGCAUAUCAUUCUUUAACAGUGCCACACGUGUAAGAUCAAAUGCUAAAACACCACUAGCUACAAGCUAUCAUUUCGAAAGAAUAAAGCACUCUUUUAACGUGAAUGAAGAAUGAGGCGCAUUUCAUUCUUCAACUGGCACACAAGUUUAAGAUCAAAUCCAAUAGUGUCAAAUGGUAAAAGGCCACUAGGCGAGACAGCGGCGUUUGGAAAGAAUUGAACACUCUUUAAACUUGAAUUACAAAUAUGAAGCAUGUCGUUCUUAAACAGUACGUGUCACAAAAAUCAAAUUGUGUGCAACACUAAGCCAUAACCAGCUAGAAGCUAACGUAGCACCCUACAUUGUCACUCAGCGCAUCGCUUUACUUCAUGGUAGAUAUUCUUCUCUUCUUCUCUUCCCUUCGUCCUUCAGACUUACUCCUUUGAUGCUGUUUGAAUUGAGGUCAAGUGAGAUGCUCCACCAGCUCCGUUGGCCGAAAUGAGUACGAUAUUUCACGGCUGCUCGCACACAGAAUGUAAUUAAAACAAACAAUCAGAGUGGACAGAUGGGGCGAGCUGUCACAUGUGCCGUAAAUCCGACAAAAAGAAAUUCCUUUCUUCAAAGCCUGGAGAAGUAAUGAAACUGUCAAAAGACACGUGGAGGGCUCCAACCUUUCAUUGAAUGCGUACACAUUCAGUGCUGCCCUGCUAUAGCAGAUAUCAGUGAAUAAUUGACGACCCACCACCAAAUACGGUUUCUAAUUGCCUAUAAAUGCCACAAGAUGGCAACAAAGGGGACGUGAAUUUGCCAAACCGUGAAUAUGCGGUGGUUCACUCUAUAUAUUUUUAAAUGUAACUUUAAAGAAGCACUUUGAGAUGGUGUGUGUCUGUUUUGCACAACACACAAUCCUUCCUCCGGCUGCCUUAAACUAAUGCAAACGACGUGUGUGUGUGUGUGUGUGUUAUGUGUUACGGGUUUAUCACAUCACAUAGCAUAACAUUAUUUUUAUGAAUGUAAAAUAUGGAAGAAAGUCUGCUCAAGUUGAAUCCUCUUAUUUUAGAUAAUGCACUGUUGUCUUCCUGCUGUUUUCAGUUAACCCAUAUGUUGUAACCGUUUCUUACCAACAAGGUGACCCGCUCGACACGUAAUCAUCUCACAUUUAUGUAUUUUAUUUAAUAAGAAAUAAAAAAAGGAACAAGGUGAGCAGAACAAGUUUA